CGAACGAAUUAUGACUCUACACCUACCCAUUUCUUAUUAAAUGCCUUCGGUUGCUCACUCUCUGUCAACAAUUGCUACCACACAAGUCACAGCACAGACCCUUCAACAAUGGCAGACCAAUCUUCUCCUGCAACUUCCAUGGCCUCCAUAGAUCCCUAUAAACUUCUUAAAAUCGUCCCUAACCCGGAUGGCUCACUCACCAGACUCCUCCCAACCCCCAAUGCACCUCCAACUCCUGAAAUCAUUGAUUCAAACCCCCAACCCGCCCUCUCCAAAGACAUUCCUCUGAACCCAACCAACAAAACUUCUCUUCGCUUAUUCAAGCCUCAAAACAUUCCUCAAAAAACCAAGCUCCCUCUCGUAAUAUACUUCCACGGUGGGGGCUUCAUUCUCUACAGUAAUGCCACUGUAUUUUUUCACGACUCCUGCAACCGCAUGACGGCUGUUUUCCCUGCUUUUAUCCUGUCAGUCGAUUACCGUCUUGCCCCUGAACACCGCCUUCCAGCGGCCUACGACGACGCUAUUGAAGCCAUCAUGUGGGUCCGCAAACAGGCGCUUGAUAUCAACGGCUGUGACCCCUGGUUGAGAGAUUGCGUUGAUUUUACACAGUGCUUUAUCAUGGGUUCCAGUUCUGGCGGCAACAUUGCUUACAAUGCAUGUUUGCGCGCUAUCGAUAUCGAUCUUUCGCCUCUUCAAAUCAAAGGGCUGAUACUUGUUCAACCAUUCUUUGAUGGCGAAAAGAGAAGUGAAUCACAGAAAAGACUCGUCAACGAUCGGAUUUUGCCACUGACGGCUAACGAUCUUAUGUGGGCUCUAUCGUUGCCCAAGGGUGCUGAUCGUGAUCAUGAAUACUGCAAUCCGAUAAUCGGCGCAUCCGAUCAGAAAAUUCAACGGUUACCAAUGACUCUGGUGAGUGGACAUGAAGGGGAUCCGUUGGUUGACAGACAAAGGGAGUUUGUGAAAAUGUUAGAGACACGUGGAGUGGAAGUGGUAACAACUUUUGGCGACGGAUUUCAUGGCUGCGAGCUGUUUGAUCCCUCGAAAGCUCAGUCUUUGUACCAAUUUAUCAAGGAAUUUAUCAAUACAUAUGCUGCAGCUGCUACCAAAUCAACUUUGUAAAGUCGACUCGACUGGUGCCAUCUUCUCCAGUUUUAUUUAUUUAUUUCUCAUUAUUGAUAAAUAUUUUCAGUCCCUAAUCUAUCUAUCUCCUAUGUUUAGCUUUUUCUAAACUGAAUAAAAAUAAAUAAUAUCAUGUAAUUUUAGAGAAUAAGAUAAGAUUAGGGUUCAAACCUGCUUGCUAGCU
Messenger RNA from Mangifera indica (mango), 1303 nucleotides. Its product is annotated as probable carboxylesterase 8. Bases 109 to 1119 code for a protein of 336 amino acids. The record is from RefSeq and is a predicted model, not a curated record. Gene Ontology annotation, molecular function: hydrolase activity. Lineage: Eukaryota; Viridiplantae; Streptophyta; Magnoliopsida; Sapindales; Anacardiaceae. The transcript has a single exon.